Messenger RNA from Lodderomyces jiufengensis, 867 nucleotides. RefSeq names its product Fmp45p (gene FMP45). The record is from RefSeq and is a predicted model, not a curated record. The coding region runs from base 1 to 867 and encodes 288 amino acids. The transcript has a single exon. Gene Ontology annotation, cellular component: plasma membrane; cell cortex; membrane raft. NCBI's taxonomy places the organism in Eukaryota, Fungi, Ascomycota, Pichiomycetes, Serinales, Debaryomycetaceae. Gene Ontology annotation, biological process: endocytosis; cortical actin cytoskeleton organization; septin cytoskeleton organization.
AUGAGAGGAUUAACAGUUAUUCCAUUAUUUUUCCUUUUAGGUUCAACUUUAUUAUUAAUUUUAACAGUUAUAAAUGGCUCAGGAACUUCAUCAUUUUUAGGUAAAUUUUAUUGGUCAGAAACUGAUACUUCACAAAUUCAAGGAGCUGGUAGAGAUACAACAAGAUGGACAUUUUAUAGAAGUUGUGGUGAACAAAAUGGUCAUAAUUCAGAUUGUUCUAAAUCCCAUCCUGCUUAUCCUUAUUCUCCUGCUGAUAAUUUUGAUUCAACUCAAGGAUUACCAAAUUCUUUUGUUAAUGAUAGAAAAACUUAUUAUUACUUAUCAAGAUGUGGUUGGGCUUUUAUUGUUGUUGCAUUAGUUUUUUCAACUUUAGCUUUAGUUUUAAUUCCAAUUAAUUUCUGUAUAACAAUUGGUGGAAUAUUAACAAUUAUUACUUCAUUUAUUGCCUUUUUAUUUGCUAUUACUGGUGCUGCAUGUAUAACUGCUGCUCAUGUUAAAGGUAAACAUGAAUUUAAUAAAGCAGGUCAUUCAACUAAAUUAGGUGCAAAAGCAUUUGGUAUAUUAUGGGCAUCAGUUGCUUGUUUAUUAAUUGUAUUUUUAUCAGCUAUUGGUGCAUGUUGUGGUACAAGAGCAGGUAAUAAGAAAAAAUCAAAUGGAGCUUAUAAUCAUAAUCAAGAUCAUGAAAAUAAUGUUUAUUCAAAAGAAAGUACUGGUGAUUAUGCUCAAGGUAAUUAUGUUGAUGAUAAUAAUACAAGAGGAGCUGUUGGUGCAGGUGGAGUUUCUGGUAUUAAUGAUAAUGAACCAAUUUCUGAUGCUUCAAAAUUUAGAUUUUUCAGAGUUAAAAGAGCAAAACCUGAAGAAAUCUAA